Molecule: messenger RNA, 2259 nt
Organism: Pimephales promelas (fathead minnow)
Lineage: Eukaryota; Metazoa; Chordata; Actinopteri; Cypriniformes; Leuciscidae
Gene: dnajb1b
Product: DnaJ heat shock protein family (Hsp40) member B1b
Biological process (GO): negative regulation of transcription by RNA polymerase II
Cellular component (GO): cytosol
Molecular function (GO): Hsp70 protein binding; transcription corepressor activity
Source: RefSeq, a predicted model, not a curated record
UGUGUGACUCACUAAGACGAAAAGCGUCAUGAACAUGCGUGUUUACAUCUGUGCAUUUCAGUGUCAUUGUUUAGUUGUGGUAAAAGCUUUUUAUCUAUUUAUAUAUAUUUAAAAUGCAUAUUGUUUAGUUUCGGUUUCAUCUGUGUCCUGCAGUUCUAUGGGUGGAGCGGCAUCACGUGGUUUGGGUGUGGAAACUAGAAACAACCAGAGAGUUUGAGACAUUUCUAGAACUUUCCUCACGGUUUCAAAUACGGACGAACCACAGCGAGACCGAGGCACAAGUUAACCGCCGGUCGACGGGACACCAGCUGUCCAAUAAAGUUAUUCCAAGACCUAUAUAUUUUUCAUUGAGGAUAAGUGGACGCGAACCGAACAUUCUUGAGCAGGACUGUUUAUUUUCAUAGAAUAGCGAGACUACCUAAAAGAAACGCUCAAUGGUGAAGAUGGGGAAAGAUUAUUACAGUGUUUUGGGGAUUCAGAAAGGUGCGUCCGAUGACGCGAUCAAGAAAGCGUAUCGCAAACAAGCGCUCAAAUACCAUCCGGACAAAAACAAGUCGCCCAGUGCCGAGGAAAAGUUCAAGGAGAUCGCGGAGGCAUACGACGUGUUGAGCGACCCGAAGAAGAAAGACAUCUAUGACAGAUUUGGCGAAGAAGGACUGAAGGGUGGCGUCCCUGGCGGUGGAGGAGGUGGAAGUAAUUUCACCUACACCUUUCAAGGGGAUCCUCAUGCAAUGUUUUCAGAGUUUUUCGGAGGGCGAAGCCCUUUCGAACACAUGUUUGGCCGUAACGGUGGCAUGGACGAGGGAAUGGACACGGACGACCCAUUUGCUAGUUUUGGCAUGGGUGGCAUGGGCGGUUUCCCACGCUCCUUUAACACGCAAGGUUCUGGCGGAAGACUGGUCAAAAAACAGGAUCCUCCAGUGACCCACGACCUGAGGGUCAGUCUAGAAGAAGUGUUCACUGGCUGCACCAAGAAGAUGAAGAUCUCCCGCAAACGCCUGAAUCCCGACGGAAGAACGACACGCACUGAGGACAAGAUCCUUACAGUGGAAGUGAAGAAAGGCUGGAAAGAAGGAACCAAGGUUACUUUCCCUAAGGAAGGGGAUGAGACGGCAACAAAUAUCCCUGCAGAUGUGGUGUUUGUGGUGAAGGAUAAGCCACAUCCAGUGUACAGAAGAGACGGAUCGGACAUUAUUUAUCCUGCAAAAAUUACACUCAAAGAGGCACUUUGCGGUUGCACGGUUAAUGUUCCAACACUGGAUAAUCGCACGGUCAGCCUAACAACUCAAGACAUUGUCCGUCCCGGGAUGAAACGGCGUGUCACAGGGGAGGGUCUUCCUCUUCCGAAAUCCCCAGAUCGUCGUGGGGACUUGAUUGUCGAAUUUGAGGUCAAGUUCCCUGAAAGAUUGAGCCAGAGUGCCAAGGACACUAUUGCAAAUGUUUUGCUGGCUUCUUGAGCUGUUGUAUACUGCAAUCCUGGAGCUGUUGCCAUUGGGAAAUUUUAAAAGAUCUUUAAGUAUUUAAAGGAUGAAUAUAAGGGGCUGCUGAAAUUGUUGAACUGUUGACUAUCUGAACGAAAACAUUGCUUGAAUGGACUGGUCCAUGUGUCUGUCAUGUACAUUUUGAACCUAUGUUUCCUUUGGGUCAAGUCCAGCAGAAAGUCUCAAAGCGUUUUGUUGUCAACGUCACACAUCUAAGUUUACUUAUUCCAAAGAUGGACAGUAGAGCAUGUUGUGAUGUGUAUGGCUACAAUAAUAUAGUUUCUUAUCAGCAGUCUGAUCCUUUGGACACAAGAACGUCUUUCUGUGAAAGCAGCCUUUAUUUUUGCUUUUAAUACGGUCUAAUCAGUGACCACUUAGUUAUGCCACUAAAAGUCAUUUCCAAUAUUGUGGUGGCUCAAAGUGAUGCUUGGACUUCUAAGUAUGAGAAACAACACUUGAUGCGGAAGUUAUAUGGUCAGAAACUCAAAAGCUCAAAGUCAGCGAGAGGACAAAUUGAUGCUAGAUUUAUUUAAAAUAAACGACUCAAACUAUUGUGGUUAAUUUCUUAUACAAAGUUAAAUGGAACCUUUUUAUGUUUUAUUACAGAUAAUUUACGUUAUUAAUUGUUUUGAAUAGUGAAAUAGAUUUUGUCUAUUUACAAAUUCUGAGGGAUCUUUUGGGGUUGUGAGAUUGAGUUAUGAGAUGUUUUGAAUAGAUUGUUUAAAAGAAAAUAAGAUUUGAAAUGUUACAGAUAUCACAUUGCUUUAAUAAAACACUU